Belonocnema kinseyi is the source of this 2106-nucleotide messenger RNA. Its product is annotated as dynein assembly factor 4, axonemal-like. Gene Ontology annotation, molecular function: protein binding. The record is from RefSeq and is a predicted model, not a curated record. The coding region runs from base 79 to 1674 and encodes 531 amino acids. Gene Ontology annotation, biological process: outer dynein arm assembly; inner dynein arm assembly; cilium movement. The transcript is spliced from 8 exons. NCBI's taxonomy places the organism in Eukaryota, Metazoa, Arthropoda, Insecta, Hymenoptera, Cynipidae.
AUCGAUAACCUCCAAUUCUUCAACUCCUGCAAAGAGAGAAAUUAAUAGAAUUUUGUAAUUUUGAGAGAAAAUUGAGAAAUGCCAGCAAUCGUGAUAAGAGAUUAUGAGUGGCGUCAAACGAACGAAAAUGUUAUUAUUACUCUGCAGCUUGUUGGCAGUCCGAGUAAAAUAGAUUUCCUGACUUCGGAUAAAUAUUUGAAGGCAAGUUAUCCUCCUUUUAUCUUUGAACUUUUUCUCUGCGAAGCUGUGAGUGAAGAGGAAAGUGAAAUAACUAUCAGUAAAAAAGAAGCAAUUAUUUCUUUGAAAAAAACUAAAGUUGGUGUUGAAUGGACAAAACUUGAAUUAGAAGAUCUUAGUAAGGAAUUCAAGCGAGAGUGCAGAACAAAAGCUUUGGAAUAUGCACAACUUUCGGCCGAACAACGAGCUAAAUCAAAAAGUGAAAAACUACAACGGCUACAAAGCGAAGCAGUUAGAGCUCAAAUUGAUCUUGAUACUUUAUCUUUAAAUAAAAUAGAAGCGAUUCGUGAUUCUCAUAGAAAAGAAGCUAUGAAGGAACUUGAAGAGUGGAGAUUAAGUGUAGACAAGCCCAUGUUUAAAGGAAUCGAGGGCAAAAAGCAGGAGAAUAGAAAAGCUUUCAGAGCACCAAUAAAGUGGUUUAAAGACGACAAGGUUCAAAAUAAAGAAGAAAUAAGUAACGAACCACAAGUAAAGAAAGACUCCAGGAAGGAAGCAGAAGUCGAGGAGUCGGAGAAGAAAAUUACUGAAAGUCCGAAAGGGGCACUAGACCAUAAAAACGAAUGCCAGGUAGCGAAAAGUGGUGAACAAUCUUGCACAAAGAAUUCCAAUGACAAAUCGGAAUACAUCAAAGAAGACGAAAGUAGUUGUUCCGAGGAUUCAGAAUCGGAUUUUGAACAUGAGAAUUACUUCAAUGACAGCAAAAGUAGAUGUUUGAUCAAAGAGAUGGAUGAAAAAGAGUUGAAGAAAUUUUAUAAAAAGAAGGAAAAGGAACUUGAAAGGGAGCGCAAGUUGAAAAAUAAAAACGAAAUGAUUCAAAGGUUUCUGGACAGGAAGCCUCAAAAGAUGAAUACGAUUUUUGAUGAUCCUAAAAAAUCGGUUCCUCUUCCUAGAAAAUGUGGCACGAUUCAUGUUACAUUUACUGAAAGGGUUUUCCCAACACCGGCGAGGGAAAGUUCCCACCUGGAGGAACAGGAAUGGCUCGAGAAACAAGCAGAGGCAAGAAGGAAAAUAGGUUUUGUUUCCGAAGAUCUUAGCCCCGAAGAACAAAAUCCGCAAUGGCUGAAAGACAAGGGAGAUGAAUUUUUCAAGAUCGGAAAUUAUUUAGGAGCCAUAAGUGCAUACUCGCAUGGGAUCAAACUUAGUGAUAAAAUGGCAUCACUCUACGUUAAUCGAUCGGCAGCACAUUAUGCUCUUGGAAAUUAUCAGAGAUGCACGGAAGAUUCUUCGAGGGCUUUGGAAUUAAUGGUCCCUAAAUGUGAAGGCAAUCGUGAAUCAAGGGCCAGAUGUCACGCCAGAAGAGGAGCAGCUCUCUGCAAAUUAUCUGCUCCUCAACACGGCAUUCCUGAAUUGGAAGCCGCUUUGAAACUAGCUCCGGACAACGAAAGCAUUAAACUCGAUUUAGUAGCUGCAAAAAAAUACUACCAGCUUGAGAAUUAGAAACUGUUCCCUAGAAUGUACGCUCAGUUUCUUCGACCCUCGACGUGCAAAACAAACCACUCGAGUGUGAUGAAAAGAACUCAUAAGUGGUUUGGGUAGGAAAAUAUUCGAUGAAUACAGAAUUGAUUAGUUUUCUCUGGAGAAAAUUGAAUCCACAUUCUAGAAAGGGAGAUUUCUCACAUCUUCUUAUGGGAGAGGUGUUUACUUCUUUAAUUAGAGGAAGAGACACGUCGCUCUACUUUGGAUGAAAGCUGCUUUCGAGAAUCGAUCUGCCCUUGUGCACUUAUAAUUGUAAUUCGACAAGGUUUUACUCGGAAAUGACGAGUUUCUCGUCGAUGCAGGCACACCUGGUGUGUUCCAGUGCAUGAAUGACCUCGUGGUGUCGAUCUCGCUGACGAUCCACGGCAUGUUUCACCAUAAAAACAAGGCUGA